CCAUAUAUAUCCUUGAUAUAUCAUUUAUUGUUCCAUGAAUGGAAGUACUUAUUUUUUGGUUAAAAACAAUAAUGAAAGCACAGUGUUUAAGGAAUUAUAAGUAUAAGAUACCAAUAAUAAGAGAAAGGUAAUCAUUGUAAUUAGCGUCUUCUACAAUCUAUAAAUUAAUCCCACCUCCCUUGGAUCAGAAACCCACAUCAUCCUCAUUGUAAUCAUAUCCAAAACCACCUUCUCUCUCUCCCUCACUUUCUCACACACACAAACUCUCAGAAACAGACAAAUCAACAGAAAAAAAAUAUGUCAACAAUGAAUCAUCUCUUUGAUCUCCCUGAGCAAAUUUGCUAUGUUCAAUGUGGUUUCUGCACUACAAUUUUACUGGUAAGUGUGCCAUGUAGCAGCUUGUCGAUGGUGGUGACAGUGAGAUGUGGGCACUGCACAAGCCUUCUCUCAGUCAAUAUGAUGAAAGCCUCAUUUGUCCCACUCCAGCUCCUAGCUUCCCUUGGUCAUGAUGAUGAGCAGCCAAAAGAGGGAGCAUUUUCCGAAGAAAUGGCUGCCCCUAGGAAGACCUCAGACAGGCGCAGCCCAUCCUUGAUGACCUCUUCCGAUAAUGAAGAAGAAGAUACAGUCCGUGUGAAUCCCACAGUCAACAAGCCCCCAGAGAAGAGGCAAAGAGCUCCAUCAGCUUAUAAUCGCUUCAUCAAAGAAGAGAUCAGGAGACUUAAAGCUCAAAAUCCCAACAUUCGACACAAAGAAGCUUUCAGCACUGCAGCAAAAAAUUGGGCCCACUUUCCUCCCAUGCACAACAAAGGAGACGGGGAGAGCUGUGGCCAGAAUGAGGGUGAGGCGUUAUGGAACUCAGAUGCUACUGAUCAAUUGGUUCACAUAGAAGGCAAUGAUUUCCGUGAAAGAAAAGCAGCAAGGAAUUCUAUAUGGGCCAAGUCACCCUUCGAGUGA
Molecule: messenger RNA, 954 nt
Organism: Durio zibethinus
Lineage: Eukaryota; Viridiplantae; Streptophyta; Magnoliopsida; Malvales; Malvaceae
Source: RefSeq, a predicted model, not a curated record